AUGGAGGGUGUCGGAAGCAAGGAGGGCGGCCUGGGACGCGCCGUGUGCGUGGUGACCGGGGCCUCCCGUGGCUUCGGCCGCGCCUUGGCCCCGCUCCUGGCCCGGCUGUUGUCUCCCGGCUCUCUGAUGGUCCUGAGCGCCCGCAACGACGAGGCCCUGCGGCAGCUGGAGGCCGAGCUGGCUGCCGAGCGGCCGGGCCUGCGCGUGGUGCGGGUGUCCGCCGACCUGGGCGUCAAAGACAGUUUGCAGCAGCUGCUAGGCGCCGUGCGCGAGCUUCCCAGGCCCGAGGGGUUGCAACGGGUGCUGCUCAUCAACAAUGCGGCCACUCUCGGGGACGUAUCCAAAGGCCUUGUGGACCUGGCUGACCCAGCUGAAGUGAACAACUACUGGGCUCUGAACUUGACCUCCAUGCUCUGCCUGACUUCCAGCAUCUUGAAGGCCUUUCCAGACAGUCCUGGCCUCAUCAGGACUGUGGUUAACAUCUCGUCCGUCUGUGCUCUGCAGCCCUUCAAGGGCUGGGGACUAUACUGUGCCGGGAAGGCAGCCCGAGACAUGAUGUUCCGGGUCCUAGCCACAGAGGAGCCUAGUGUGAGGGUGCUGAGCUAUGCCCCAGGUCCGCUGGACACAGACAUGCAGCAGUCGGCCCGGGAGACCUCUAUGGACCCAGACUUGCGAAAAAGGCUGCAGGAGCUGAAGACAAAAGGGGAGCUUGUGGAUUGUACGGUGUCAGCCCAGAAACUGCUAAGCUUGCUGCAAAAGGACACAUUCAAGUCUGGAGCCCACGUUGACUUCUACGAUAAAUAAGCCAAUGCCCUUGGCUCCCUGGGGCUUUCUUCCCCCUCUUUCAGGCACACCCAGGAGCCCUAUGCCUCCCCCACAUCCUGCCACAGUGGUACUGCCAAUCCUGCCUUACCCAGAUAAGCACUCAUGUCUACUGUCCUGCCCCCAGAGCCAGCCAGCAUGAGGGCCUUGGGUGGCCAGAGUCCUAGUUCUCAGGAGUGUGUUGACUGCCCUGAGUUAGGGGAAGCUUGGGGGAGAGAAGUUAGGGUUACUGGUGUUCUCUCCCCAGGAAUAGAAUUUUAGGGGUGGGAAAAGCAGCACAAGAAACCGAAGCCUUGAAGAGAAAGAGGGUCUCAUGGCCAGUCCAUGGCUGAGCCAAUGUCAAAUAGGAGGGUCCAUGUUAGAUUCCCAGCCUGCAGGGGAGGGAGGACAGUGCAAGUUUGGCACACAAGGAUGCUCUGUGCUCAUGGUAGCAGGACCUUGUGUUGAACUUCAUGUCUUCAUUCUCAUGCCUCCUCCCUCCAGAACCUGCCAUCUGUCCCCCAGAUGGAGGGAAGAGGCUUCUGAGAGUUUAUGUACGUGUAAGAAGCAGAUACAGAUAAAAUGUGGAUUGUCCUUUA
Felis catus (domestic cat) is the source of this 1400-nucleotide messenger RNA. It is a transcript of the gene SPR, whose product is annotated as sepiapterin reductase. Gene Ontology annotation, molecular function: sepiapterin reductase (NADP+) activity. Bases 1 to 804 code for a protein of 267 amino acids. Lineage: Eukaryota; Metazoa; Chordata; Mammalia; Carnivora; Felidae. Gene Ontology annotation, biological process: tetrahydrobiopterin biosynthetic process. The record is from RefSeq and is a predicted model, not a curated record. The transcript has 3 exons.